AUGCGAUUAAAAUGUUGGGGCCCGUUUCUCUUCUGUCUGAUCAUCUCUUCAGCCCUUGACGCCCACCAAAUGUAACGUCAGGAAACCAAUAGUUAAAUUGUGUAGAGAUGACGUUUUUAAGGUGUACCGAGUUUUUCCCGUUGCGUUGGAACAGAUUCAAUUAUUGGAUGGGAUCAACGUUGACAAUGGCGAGGUAAGCUAAAGUUUGCGGAAGCAUUCCUAACUUCCUUUUUGUUACAGAUUGAUUUCUGGUACAGGACAACCAAACCGGGGGGAUUCUCCGAUGUUAUGAUCUCUUCAACUUUUGAGCCUGUGUUUCUACAAUUAUUAAACAAGCAUGAGAUUCCGUUCAACGUCACCAUUCCAGAUGUCCAACAGUAAGGACAUAUUAGCUUAAUUUAUCGGUUUAGAUUAAUCAUACAAAAAGAGAAACGCAAAAAAGAAGAUCUUUUUGGAACGCGGUUACGAAGAACCCCUCAGACAUACCGUAAGAGAUAUUACCCGAGUCUUCUUUGCCUUGAUUUUUAAAUCAUUUUCGUGUUAAGUUUAAAAAAUAAUACUGUUCAUUUCAGCUUCUGGUCGAGAUAUUGAGACCGUGGGGAUUACUAGAGCCGAUUUUCGAUUCGGAGAGUAUAGUAGCUAUGCUGCCAUGGUCAGGUAUCUUAGGACGCUGGAGUUUUAUUAUCCUAAAAUAGUCAGACUCAUCAGAAUAGGGAUGUCCCAUGAAGGUCGACCAAUCGAAGGAGUGAAGGUUGGUAAACAGCUGCCUGGACGUUGGUCUAACGUUGCCGUUUUCUUCACAAGGAAAGUGCUUUUAUAGGGACUCCUACUUUUACGCGGGACACAUCUCAAAAAAAUCCGAAAAAUUGUGAAUAUGUAAAAAUUACAGUGCGCGACAAAAUUAUAACCGCACUUUAGGAAUUGCUGUAACUUUUUUGGUUGUCAAUAGAAAUGUGCCAUAUUUGGCUCCAAUAUGCACUAGUGCCUCACGAAUCAUGUGCCAAAAAAUUAUUUCGGGAAAUUUCCCCAAUUUGGAAAAAAAUUGAAAAAACCAAAAUUUUGAUGAUUUUCUAUGCGACAAAAUUAUAACCGCACUUACGAAUUUGGUGAAUUAGCCUAAUUAAAUCAAGGAAUAACAAUAACUAAUGUUUAGUUAGGUUGCCUGAGGCUUCAAUAACGUCGAUUGAAUAGCCGGGAAUAUUCUGGGCAAAGUUUUUUUAGCCUCUUCUGGCCAAUUUUGUGCCAGAAUCGGAAAAGUGCCUAUUUUAGCUCAGUUACUGUAGCAUAAUGCUUGUUGUCGCGGUGUAGUUAACAAACCAGGAAGCCCCACAUGUUCUCUGUCGGAUUUGAAGCCAGGGAACGCAUGGGCUCGUCCGGGAUAGCAAUUCCUUGUCGUUUAAGAAACAGCUUUGUCUACCAGCUAAGGUAUACGCGAGCCCUGCCCUGCAUUUACGUGUAGUCUGGUUGCCAAUACGUUACCCGAUGGUUGCCUAAGACUCCCUGGUACUCAAGGAUACUUAUUUGAGUUGAUGUGGCCUCCAACGGAAGCACUCCGGUUCUUCGAAUGCGCCGAAAGAUUAUCAGCAAGCCACCUAAAACGUUACGGCGCGGGAAAUAAUGCGUUUCUCUUCUGAUUUCACGUCUUAAUGUGGGUCAUGUGUGAAGCCGUCAGGUACAUCAUUUGGCCAUAAAAUCUUCAAGGAUUUCGGCACUGUAAUGAUGUUAAACUAACCUUUAACUGAUCAACCUAUUUUGCCAAUGUCACCUUGGCAAAUCUCGGCCGCGCUCUGCCGUGGACCCGGCCAGCUGAGGCCACAACUUCAUACGACGCCCAGUGAUGACGUAGCCGUGUCUUACAACCUCCAGCAUAGCUUUACUGCUACAAUUGAGGCCUAUUUCUUAGCUUAUAUGAGCCCAAGGGAUAUUGGAGUUGGAAACUCGGCGGAUAUAUCAGCCCUUGCUCUGCUGCAGUGGCGCAACUUUUUUCUCAGAACGUUUAGAUGUGUUAUAGGCUUCUGGGUUACUCAGUUAGUUGCUGGCAAACUCUGUCCGAAUGGCCUACCUGAGCUAAAAUAGGCACUUUUCCGAUUCUGGCACAAUAUUGGCCAGAAGAGGUUAAAAAAACUUUGCCCAGAAUAUUCCCGGCUAUUCAAUCGACGUUAUUGAAGCCUCAGGCAACGUAACUAAACAUUAGUUAUUGUUAUUCCUUGAUUUAAUUAGGCUAAUUCACCAAAUUCGUAAGUGCGGUUAUAAUUUUGUCGCAUAGAAAAUCAUCAAAAUUUUGGUGUUUUCAAUUUUUUUCCAAAUUGGGGAAAUUUCCCGAAACAAUUUUUUGGCACAUGAUUCGUGAGACACUAGUGCAUAGUGGAGCCAAAUAUGGCACAUUUCUAUUGACAACCAAAAAAGUUACAGCAAUUUCUAAAGUGCGGUUAUAAUUUUGUCGCGCACUGUAGCUACCCAAUUUUGGGUUUAAGGGUCGAAAAUGCCCAAAAACUGGCUAAAUUUAUCGUCAAAAGGCGCCUAGCGUUAAAAAGUAAUUUUUGGAAUUUUUUCUAAAAAUACUCAAUAUAGGGGUUAUCGAGGGUGCUGAUUUCGAAAAUGAUGAUGGUUUUUUCUGAUUUUGACUUUUUUUUUAAAACAGGUUUUGCCAGAGAGUCGAGCUAGUUGAGCACAAAAAACAAGGUGUUACAGUAGGGAUGUGAAGUACAUAUCACAAAUAGGUAGUUAGUCAUAUUUUAAAAUUCUCCGGUCAAAUCAUAAAUUUUUGGGUUACUGUAGAUAUACUUUAACAUUUUUAGAUUUUUCAUUUCUCCUCGAUUAGCUGUCCGAUUGGCUCGGGAGCUUUUUAGGGUUAUAGAAUGAAGCAACGUUUGUAUUGACACCUUUUUUUCUAGGACUUCUGGACGUAUGCGAAAAAUUUGCAUAUUUACUAAAAAAUUUAAAAUUCAUUAAUUUUCUCGAAAAAUAUGCAUACUUGUACAUCCUUUUUAUUGCUCCAAAUAAUGCUGUGUGAUGUAACGAUUCCAACGGUAGCAAAAUCGUGGCUAGAUCAUGUGCCACACCUUCACACGAGUCAAGGGGCAUCACGAAAUUUCAAAAUCAGAAAAAGCGAACAUCAUUUUCGAAAUCAGUCUUCGAGUACUUUUAAAAAAAAAUUCCAAAAAAUAACUUUUUAACACUACUAGUUAAGAAAAAAUGUAAAGAAAAAAUUUUGAAAUCCUCGCCAUCGACUGUCCACUAUUCCCCGUUUGGGGGUCUCUCACCAAGGGCAGCUAAUUUUUACCGAAGGGAGACUGAAUAUGAACUGACUGAAUAUGAAGGACCGAAUAUGAAGGACCGAAUAUGAACUGACUGAAUAUGAAAACCGGGUUUCUGUUACUGUUAGUACUACCUAGGUUCCGAUUAAGGACUCUUUUUGAAAUUUUUUCGACUUAUAACACCUUUUAGACGUUAAUGGUGUUGUUUUGGUGUCUAAUACUGCUUUAAAAAAACAUUUUUAACACAUGGUGCAAAAUAGUACUACCUGGUACUAUUUAGUACGAGGAGAAAAUUUGGCCGGUAAUGGUGUUGGUUUGGUGCUUAGUACAGCCCAAAAACACAUUUAUAGCACUUGGUACUAUAUAGUCCUUGAAAUAGACCAAACUUGCCAAAUUUCAUAUUCAGUCAGCACCACAGUUCAUAUUCAGUCAGUUCAUAUUCGGUCAGUUCAUAUUCAGUCCUUUUCAUAUUCAGUCCUUCAUAUUUAGUCCUUUAUAUUCAGUCAGUUCAUAUUCAGUCAGGCACCCAGUUUUUACAUAUUCUUAAUCAGCACGAUUUUACGUAUUUUUUGAGAUAUGUCCCGUCUAAAAGCACGAGCCCCCAUAAAAGUACUUUCCUUGUUAGAAAAAUGCGAAAUCUCGAAGUGUCGAAAUAUUUAUUGACUUGUCGGUUGAGUUCCGCAACAUGUCAGAAAUCUUUUCGGAUUACAAUUUUUUUUAUUAUCCGUUUCAUAGUACAUGCUGGUUCAGCCGAAGCUUCCAACCUUAUUUCAAGUAUUUCUACGCCGGUUGUGUCCGAACACUGACUCAAACAGUGCACACGAGCGAAUUGUGCACCUGAGCGAACAGUGCACCUGACAUUUUUGAACAGUGCACCUAGGUGCACAAAAGAAUUUUUUGCAAAUAAUUGAACAACAUUUGAAAAGUUUUCGCUUCGGGACAGCGAAAGAAAAAUUUUGGGUUUGUGAAAAGCUAAGUAUGAAAAGGGGAGAUCAAAGGAAGUUUUUUUUGACUGGUUUAUUGUGUGUGUGAAAAGAUAAAUACGACAGCGGGACCGUUUUUUUCUUGCAAGAAUAGAGCGUCUUUCUUGCCUUGCUCUGGUGCCAUAUUAUUAUUUUGGCACACCAAACCAAAAAAAUGAUUCUUGAGGUAUAAAAAAAAAUCAGUAAAAACGACUUGCCUUGAUCCCCCUUGUCAUAUUUACUUUUUCACACACAAAAAAAUCUGGCAAAAAAACUUGCUUUAUUCUCCCUUUGCUUUGUCAUAUUUAGCUUUCCACAAACCAAAAAUUCUUUUCCCCUGUCCCGAAGCGAAAACAUUUCAAAAUUUGUUGAAUUAUACAAAAAGAAACACUGAAAGCAUUUCCAAAUUCGUCAGAUGCACUGUUCGAGCAUAAUCCCUGGAUUACCUAAAACGCGACCCGAGCUGUCCCUGACCCGAAAACUCGGGACGCGAAAUUGAAUUUUUUUUGUAAAAAUUUAGAAACUAUGUACAAUUCCGCAUUUGUCAUUUAAAACUGUUCUGAAGUUGCCAAAUGUCACUGUUUUAUAGAUUGGAUUUCCAGUUUCCAAUACCACAAAACGAGCUGUCUGGAUAGAUGGAAAUAUACAUGCAAGAGAAUGGGCGUCGAGUCACACGGCCUUGUUUAUUAUUAAUCAGGUACAUUCUUAAGUUCCCCAGAUUGGCUACAAACCAAAAAAUGAAAAGUCAAUGCGAGCUGCGGCCAGGAAAUAGAAGACCGUGCACUUCACGCAUGGUAAAUAGAAGUCCAAUCGCUAAUCUAGGCUUAGGCUAAACCUAAACUAAGCCGAGCCCAGCCACCUUUUCGUUGUAUGAUUGAGUACGGAAAGGUCCGCUGCGGAAAGGUCCGCUAAAAAAAGAAAAGAGGAGGGCGGGGGAGGGGUGGGGGAGGUUUUCGAUGGCGCUGAUUUCGAAAAUCAUAUCAUUUUUUUCUGAAUUUUACAAUUUUGCUUAAGCAGUAGUGUCAUUUUCGCUGUAAAGACGAAAAAAGUGUCAUAAGUUUUCUUACAGUAUCAUACAAGUUUGACCAAGUUUUUACCAAUUAAAACAUUUAUUUUAAAGAAUUGAGAAAGAAGUCGUAUUGAAUACGAUAUUCGCAAUCAGCGCCAUCGAAAACCUCCCCUCCUCCCCGCCCUCUUCUUUUCUUUUUUUAGCGGACCUUUCCGCAGCGGACCUUUCCGUGGCCAGCGACACAUCUUUUCACAAGGAAAGUAUUAUACUUUUAUGGGGGCUCCUACUUUUCGACGGAAAAUAUUUCAAAAAAUCCGAAAAAUUGUGCAGAUCAUGAAUAUAUAAAACUUAUCUGCCCAAUUUUGGGUUUAAGGGUUGAAAAUGCCCAAAAACUGGCUAAAUUUACCGGCAAAGGGGCUUUAAUCAUGAACAAUGUCAUCAACCUUGACUGAUGCCUGAGCGCAAAAGAAAGAAAUAGUGGAACUGACGUGGAUUGACAUAGUUACCCUAGUCCAUUUUCCUAUGGCGGCAAUCUCUAACAUAAACCGCGUUUAAAGCAUAAUAAUUAUGGUGGCCAUUUUUUGACCAUGCCAAAAGAACAUAUUGCCCCAAUACGUGCUUGGCCAGCACUGCAGUCCAACAAUGUUAUAGUAGCACGUCUUACAAGUCUUGUGAGUUUUGUAUAAGCUUUACACUGAUACCAUAUUUAUAUUUUUUUUAUCUACCUAUGACCACUCUUCUUCGUUAGUGCGAAUCAUCUUGGGGUGGCCUUUUUUUGGCCUCCACUGUAUAUAGGUAGUAACAGUAACAGAAACCGGAGUUGGACGAUUGGGGAAAGGGACGAUGGGGGAAAAAGACGAUUGGGGAAAAGUAUGAUUGGGGAAACCGAAAAGUAUUAUUUUUCUUCCAUGCAAAUGUCGAACUUAGGAUAAGUGCUCAUUCCGAAAACAACAUUCUUUUUUCCUUAAGUAGUACUGUAAAGUAGUAAUUUUUGAUUUUUUCUCAUAAAUACUCGAUUUAGGGGUUUUCGAGGGCGCUGAUUUCGAAAAUCAUGUUCAUUUUUUCUGAACUUUACUAGUUUUCCUUAAGUAGUAGUGUUAAAAAGUAACUUUUUGAAAUGUUUCUAAAAAUAUUGGAUAUAGGGGUUUUCGAGGGUGCUGAUUUCGAAAAUCAUGUUCAUUUUUUCUAGUUGUCGUUUUUUUCCUAACGAAGUAGUAAGUAGUACUGUUAAGUAGUAAUUUUUUGAAAAUUUUCCAAAGAUGCUGGAUUUAGGGGUUUCCAAAGGUGAUGGUCUCGAAAAUCAUGUUAACUUUUCCACUAGCACUAAGUAGUGCUGUCUGACAUUAUGUAGGACCAGCACCUUCGAAACCCCCUAAAUCCAAUAUUUUUGGAAAAUUUUCAAAAAAUUACUACUUAACAGUACUGCUUAAGAAAAAAGCGACAACUAGAAAAAAAGAACAUCAUUUUCGAAAUCAGCACUCUCGAAACCCCCUAUAUCCAAUACUUUUAGAAAAAUUUCAAAAAGUUACUUUUUAACACUACUACUUAAGGAAACCUAGUAAAGUUCAAAAAAAAAUGAACAUGAUGUUCGAAAUCAGCGCCCUCGAAAACCCCUAAAUCGAGUAUUUAUGAGAAAAAAUCAAAAAUUACUACUUUACAGUACUACUUAAAGAAAAAAGUGAGAAUCAAAAAAAUGAAUGUUAUUUUCGAAAUGAGCACCCUCGAUUAUCCUAACUUCGACAUUUGCAUGGAAGAAAAAUAAUACUUUUCGGUUUCCUCAAUCGUACUUUUCCCCAAUCGUCCCAGUUUCACAGAAACCCGGUUUUCAUAUUCAGUCAGUUCAUAUUCUGUCCUUCAUACUUUAAGCCAAUGAUUCUAGAGUAGAAUUUCACGCUGAUUCCAAAAAUAUAAGAAUAAGCUACAUGUUUUUAUAAGCAACCGGUUUGAGCCCGGUCCGAAAGCUGAGCUCCGUUAAAUUCAGAAUGCUAAAAAACCCAAGCACGAUCAACUUUAGCUAUUUACUAGGCGAAAGUUGCACCGUAAUCCGCGGAAACCAAAAACCAUAAUGGAUGGACACGGAUAUUUUAAGAAAAUCUGAGCGCCCCACCAAAAAAACUUCCCUUGUUAAUUGAACCAUAAUACAAUGGUUAAAUUUUAGUUAGUUGCCGGCUAUGGAAACCACCAACAGAUCACUGAAUAUCUGAAUGAACUCAAUUUUUAUAUUGUUCCGUGUCUUAAUCCGGAUGGCUAUGAGUACUCCCGGAGUUCGGUACUACCACAAGUAAGAAAAAACGGUUAUAUAAAAUAUUUGAAGAUACGGCUAUGGAGGAAGAACAGAUCACCCGAAAAGUGUAUGCCCACUCCAUGGGGAGGGAUUCGAUGUUGCCAAGGGGUUGAUCUCAACAGGAACUUCGACUUUCACUGGGCUGGUAGGGUUGCCUUCUUUUAGAUAUAAGGAUGGUGACAUACUCAUCAAAUCGUGUACAGAAACCGCGAUUUCUUGUCUGUUAGGCCCCUAGACAAGAAAUCCGUAAUUAUUGUCUCAAAUUGCGUAACAUUGUUCAAUAUUGCGCAAAUUUCUGCUCUCUCCCUGUGGACACUUGUUUCUCUUUUCUCUGCUCACUAGGGAAGUGUACAAACUGACGCUCACCAAAUGGCAAGUGUUAUACACCACUGGAAAGCCCUUGAAAAAUUGUACAAGGAACCAUUUCCAUUUUUUGUAAUAAAUAGAAUGCGUCAGGGCAGAAAAUUUUCAUUUAUCCCUUAAAACAGCUUUUUUGUAAGGGUCGAGCUAGCUGUGCACAUGAAACAGGAUGUCGCAGCAGAGUCGUGAAACGGUAGCCAUAGGUUUCCCUAAUCACGAAUAUUAGAUUUCAGAAAAAAUUUUUUUGAUUAUUGGCCUACUGUAGGUGUACUGUAGCUUUCCCGCAUUUCCAGGAUCUCAGCUACAAGAGGUCGGGUUGUAUCCGGACCUUCUCUGAAUUAUAGAAUGGACAAUUCUAAGCAUCUUUCAUGUUGGGCACUUUUUCCUAUCUGUGCCGGAAGUAUUCUAAAAAUUUGCAUAAUUGUCAAAAAAUUCACAUUUUUCAAAUUUUAUAGAAAAAUUUGCAUAAUGGCAUGACAUUUUUAUUACCCUAAAAGAUGCUCCGUGAUGUGGCAAUUCAAACGGUAUAUAGAUCACCGCAAGGGGUUCUGCCUAUGUUGCAAACGGGUCGUCUAAAUGUUGGAUCAUCAGGAAUUUAAUUUUUCUGAACGUCAAAUUUUGUCAAAAAAAUGUGGUGUUUGGUAUGACCAAAGAUUGUAUUGGACUUCAAAGUGGUUCCAAAGUAAAAAUAUGUAAUUUUAUGACAAAAUAAUGUUAUAAAUCUUUAAAAGACGAUUUCUGAGUCAGUGGACAUAGGAAAAAAUCAAUUUUGAGAUUUUUGCAUUAAAACGACCGUCGAUAGAUGCUAAGCAAAAGCGAAGGACGUUUUUUUGCGAAAUCCUCCAAUAAGAUAUAUUUUUUUACAAUUUACUGUUUUUUAAGUAAUCGCUUAUAGUUGUCGUAUUUUAGCUCUGAAUACAACAAUUUUAAGCUUACUGAUGUUUUCGACCAUUGCUAACACGACGGAGCUAUUAUUUUUUUUAGUUUCCUACUGUAACUUCCCGUGAUACAGUAUUGGCCGAAAAAAACGGCCGUAAAAUCCUUGUUUCUAAAAACCCCCAGCUGAUUUUUUGAUAUGUUAAUCAGCGUAAAAUUCUGCUCUAGAUGCAAUCAAAAAAAGUGCAAAAAGUGGUACGACAAAUUUCGUGGUGUAGUGGUUAGUGGGCGGGACUACCAUUCCAGCGUCCCGGGUUCGAUCCCGGCUGGGUGCAAAUGUCAAAAAAAAUGCCGCAAAUCAAUUUUUUAAUUACCUAUUUUUACUUUGGAACAACUUUGAAGUCUAAUACAAUCUUUGGUCAUACCAAACAUCAAAUUUUUUUGACAAAAUUUGACUUUAAUUCCUGAUGAACCAAUAUUUAGACGACCCGUUUGCAACAUAGGCAGAACCCCUUGCGGUGAUCUAUAUACCGUUUGAAUUUCCACAUUACGGAGCAUCUUUUAGAGCAAUAAAAAUGUCAUGCCAUUAUGCAAAUUUUUCUAUAAAAUUUGAAAAAUGUAAAUUUUUUGACAAUUAUGCAAAUUUUUAGAAUACUUCCGGCACAGAUAGGAAAAAGUGCCCAACAUGAAAGAUGCUUAGAAUUGUCCAUUCUAUAAUUCAGAGAAGGUCCGGAUACAAUCCGACCUCUUGUAGCCGAGAUCCUGGAAAUGCGGGAAAGCUACAGUACACCUACAGUAGGCCAAUAAUCAAAAAAAAUUUUUCUGAAAUUUAAUACUCGUGAUUAGGGAAACCUAUGGUUACUGUUUCACGGCUCUGCUGCGACAUCCUGUUUCAUGUGCACAAGGCAAAUCUGAAAGCUCGAGUCUUUCGCAAAACCUGUUUUAAGUUGUUUUCUUAUGUGAUAAGAUACGUUUUGUUUUAAAACGCAAAGUGGUACGAAUUAUCACUAGGUGGGUUUAGGAAUUAUUUUUCAGCGUGGCUUUUGCCAACAAAACCAUCUUCUUUACUUGUAAUCUAAUCCCCGUUUUCGUAUACUCAAACAGUGAAAAAAAAUCAUUGUUUUUAUCCAAAAAAAAACGUGUAAAUUUACUGGUUUUAAAUGCAAUGGAUCGUCUUCUAACAAAAUUAAAAGACUUACAAAAGUUUAACGCAAAUAUGUUUCUAACUCAAAAAAAAAAUCAAAACGGGCUCUUCAUUGAUGUAUGUCACUUGUCAUUUAGUGAGGGUCAGUUUGUACAGAAAUUGCGGACUACGAUGACAACAAGGACUGCAAGAGGAUUGUAUUCUCGUCUAUUCUCCUCCCAGACAAGAGUUGCGAAUUUCUUGUCUAGAGGCAUAACAGACAAGAAAUGGCGGUUUCUGGUCACGACACCCGAUUUGAUGCGUAUGUCACUAUCCUUAUAUGUUUGCAGAGACUGGGUCCAGCGACAAUCCCUGCUCGAAUCUUUACGCUGGGGAAUAUGCGUUCAGUGAGCCCGAAUCACAGUAAGCUGACUUCAACGGAGUUUGAAAAUCUGUGUUUUAGCUCUGUGUCCAUGUUUUUGCAAUCCAACAAUCUAAGAGGCAAGUUAGAUGUUUUUAUUACCCUUCACACUUAUGCCCAAUUCUGGAUUCAUCCCUAUAGUCAUUUACGACGAAAAUAUCCAACCGAUGUUGAUGACAUUGUAAGUUUGAUUUCUUUGGAUUGCAUCUGUUUAGUUGGGCAUGGCUGAGAAGGCGACAAAGAAGUUAAAACAAAUAUACGGAACCGAAUAUCACGUGGGAACAGGCGCUGACCUGUUGUGUAAGUGGUUGCGAUAACUCGAUGUUCCUUUUAGCACCAGCAGCCGGUGGCUCCGAUGAUUGGGCCAAGGAUAUUCUUGGAGUAAAAUACGUUUAUUUGUUGGAAUUGCGACCAAAUAAUAACAGUGAGUGAAUGUAAGGCGCGUGUGUUCUACAUCGUUUCGGAUUUUAUUCUCGUCCCAAAUUGCGCAACAUUGCGCAAAUUUUUGCUCUAUCCCCGUGAAGAUUUUUUUCUUUCUUGCUCUGCUCAGUCAAGAAUCGCGCAUUUCUUGUCUAGAGGGCCCACAGGCAAGAAAUGCGGGUUUUCUGCGAGGAGGACCGAAAAGAUGUCGAACGAACGCGCCUUAUAUUCCAAAACUUAAAUCGAAAUUUAGUGAAAAAUGGGUUUAUCUUGGACAGAUCGGAGCUGUUGCCGGUGGGUGUAGAAACAUUGGAAGGUCUGAAGGUUAUCUUUGACUCGGUUCUAAAACAAAACUCGACGUCAUCCCAACCUAGCGCUUACAGCCUAUCCGUUAACAACACUCUCGACAUUAGACGACUCUCUUCAAACGCUCCCAGUAAUCCUUUCAACCAGCAUGCAAGAUCUACCCAGCCUUCGCGUUGGAAUACUAUAUAUAUACCUCGGACCCCACAUUACACUACACCGAUCACCACAACAGCGACAGCAAGUACAAAUGAGGCUAGUACUCUGUCUUCUACAACUACUACGGCCGCUGCACCUACAAUCAAAAUUUUGAGUGCUACAGCGAUGACGACAACAACGACUACAAACGCUCGGGAAGAAAAAUCUUUAGUCGCUCCUGUUGCUCAAACUGGAUCUGAAAUAGAUGCUCAAACGACAACAUCAAAGGAAGGAGCCUUAGAUAUUCUGAAGAACUUACCUUUCGAAACUCGAAAACAGUUGAGCGAGGAAUUGCUAAAGAAGCAACUCAGUAAGUUGAGACGAUUUGGUUAUCGUUAAAUUUAGUGAGAAUAAAAAACCUGGCUAUGAUGAACACAACACCAAUUCUUCCGUCCACUCUGAACCUUAAAAAUGCGGCGUCUGAAUUAGAAAUUGCGUCUGUUCUUAGUACCCAAACAGUACCUUACUCGACGUUACUAUCGUCUACCCCUUUAAACAGCACCGCUCUGCCCUCAACGAUUUUCGCUUCUCGUUAUCUAAGCACGACCACAAGACCAUCUACACAAAUAGAUUCGACAUCUACAACAAGGAAAACAUCAGAAAGUUGCGUAGACAAGAAGUAUUCUUGUGCCUUUUGGAUUAAUGCUGAUAAAAAAGCCUGCCAUGCGCAGAAAAGAUUUAUGGAGACAAAUUGUGCAUUGUCCUGCGGUUACUGUAAUAAGGAAUAG
Messenger RNA from Bursaphelenchus xylophilus (pine wood nematode), 11941 nucleotides. The record is from the annotation of a GenBank genome assembly. NCBI's taxonomy places the organism in Eukaryota, Metazoa, Nematoda, Chromadorea, Rhabditida, Aphelenchoididae.